Molecule: messenger RNA, 950 nt
Organism: Vicugna pacos (alpaca)
Lineage: Eukaryota; Metazoa; Chordata; Mammalia; Artiodactyla; Camelidae
Source: RefSeq, a predicted model, not a curated record
AUGUCUCCCCACCCCCGCAGCGGGCUGACGCACGAGGCCCACAGGAAGGAGGUGGAGCAGGUGUACCUGCGCUGCUCCGCAGGCACCGUCGAGUGGAUGUACCCGACCGGGGCGCUCAUCGUGAACCUGCGGCCCAACACCUUCUCGCCCUCCCGACCCCUGACCCUGUGCAUCAAGCCCCUCAGGGGCUCCUCGGGGGCCAAUAUUUAUUUGGAGAAAACUGGAGAACUGAGACUGCUGGUGCGGGACGGGGACCGCGGGCCCGGCCAGGAGCCGUGCUUCAGCUUUGAGCAGGGUGGCCUGUUCGUGGAGGCCACGCCCCAGCAGGACAUCAGCCGGAGGACGACGGGCUUCCAGUACGAGCUGACCAGCCGGCGCGCGGGGUCAGAUCUGCACGGCCUGUCGGCCCUGUGCCGCCCCUGCAGCCACACAGAGGUGCUCCUGGCAGUCUGCACCAGUGACUUUGUCGUCCGAGGCUCCAUCCAGGACGUCACCCACGAACCAGAGCGGCAGGAGUCAGCCAUCCACCUGCAUGUGAGCCGGCUCUACCGGCAGAAGAGCAGGGUGUUCCGGCCAGCCCCUGGAGGCGGCGGCUGGCAAGGGCACGUGUCCACGCUGCUGGAGUGCGGCGUCCGGCCCGGGCGGGGUGAGUUCCUCUUCACCGGCCACAUGCACUUCGGGGAGGCCUGGCUCGGCUGCGCCCCGCGCUUCAAGGACUUCCAAAGGAUGUACAGGGACGCCGAGGAGAGGGGGCUGAACCCCUGCGAGGUGGGCACGGAGUGACAUUGCGUGGCUGCUGCUGCCGUGGUGGAUGCUGGCUCCGGUGGGUGCCCUGCACCUGAGCUGUGGAGGGACACGGCCGAGGACUCCCUGACCAAGGGACUGGAAAUGCUGUAAUAUGCCAACUAAGUUAUUAUAUUUUUUUAAAAAAAGAUGUCCACAGGAAGCAA